AUUGUUAGUGAGUAUUUAAAUACGACACAUAUGCACCUUAAUUAACAUUCAGGAUUUUCCCCAUGAUAAUGAAGGUCUUAAAAAACACAACAUGUUUUAUUAUAUUGCUAUUAUUGUUGGUUAUAGCUGUGGAAUGCCGGAGCGGUGGCGGAGGGCGUGGUCAUGGAGGAAUUAGAACAAGCGGAGGUGGUAAUGGGUCGAUCCGCGGAAGUGGAUCAGGUGGUAGCUAUAGGUGGAUAUAUGUGAUUAUAUUCCUCGGUCCCGUCGUCAUGAUUAUUAGCUGCUGUAUAAUCUGUUGUAAAGGUACGAACGAAAAUUUGACAACCACGAGAUCUCAGAGAAUUCUCAGUCUUCCAAAAACAGAAGGUCACGUGCCAACACAAUACCAAACGCAGCGUUCCAAAAGCGAUACGCCAUCAGAUCGCAUGCAUCGGCCUCAAGAGCAUAUCAACUUGUCGACGAUAUCUGGUGCAUACCAAAUACAAGAUCGGAAAACAUUGCCUUCUUACCCGCAGCACACGGUAGUAAAAAUACACAACGAACCUUUACAAUUGCCGCAAACAAAACUUCCGUACCAACAAAAAGAAUAAAGCACAUCGCAUCGUUCAUGUUAUGAUUUUUUAAAGCUCUAAAUAAAAACAAAACUAUUCUUGUUAUUUUUCACAAAAUUCGAUGAUAAUCAGAAUACUCAUCACAAAAACAUUGAAUCAGGCUUCGGAUUCAUUUAUUUGUAUGGUUAGUUUGUUGAAUGACAAUUGAAAAGGAUCUACUGUUCUUGUUAAUUUGUUACUUUAAAUAAUAAAAGUAAAAGAGAAAGAUGUUCCGGUACGUUGGAAAUAUUGAGUAUAUGUUGACCAGGAAAAAAGAAACUCUGAUAUAGUUUGUAGAUUUGUUUUUAUAGAAAACUGUAAAUUAUGUUUCAACUGUUUGAUAAAAUAAAGUUUCAUGUUCUUA
Ruditapes philippinarum (Manila clam) is the source of this 954-nucleotide messenger RNA. RefSeq lists its product as uncharacterized. The transcript is spliced from 3 exons. Lineage: Eukaryota; Metazoa; Mollusca; Bivalvia; Venerida; Veneridae. The record is from RefSeq and is a predicted model, not a curated record. The coding region runs from base 63 to 590 and encodes 175 amino acids.